GUGUCCAACUCCUUAAAUCUGAUGGCCUUUAAAAAUCACGAGCAACUCACGAGGGCCGACGAAAACCAAAAAGUACUUCAGAGUUAAAGAGCUCUUCGGCUCUUAUUCUGUAUGUGUUGAAAAUCUGCGACACCAUGCUCUAGGGUCUAUAUAUUUCUCAACAGUCCUUCACGCAGAAGCCAUUGCGUCUAAUCCCAUCCGUCUGUCACCUCUUCCGUUCAAGUGGUUCAACCCUCCCCAUGCAGGGUCUGCAGCUUCAAUAUCUUCCUGUUGCUCCAUCUCCUCCUCCUCUUGCUUUGAGGAGGAAGGCAUCCAAUUACCGUACUUGGAUUAAAUCCACCACCCUGCCGAUGCCUCGUACUUGGAUUAAAUCCACCUCCCGCCGUUCUCUGUAUGUCAUUCGUGGUCGUGGUGCUCUAACUAUCCCCAAUUCAGGAAGCUCUUGUCCACCUAGUGACUCAGGGAACUCCUCACCGUCUGGUUACGACUUGUUUCAUACUUUUAGCAGUUUGGUUCUAUUUGCAAAUGGGGCUGCCCCUUCCAUUUGUCACUGUAGGAAUAGUGAAGCUUACUUAUAUACUCCACUAUAUUCCAACAAUGGCGGGAAUUGUGACCUAUGUACUGGUUAAUUGUGCUUAUGUUAAGCACCUGAAGAAUAAGAAAGGGUAAGGAAUAAAGAAGAGGGGAAGCUUACCAACCAGUUUCGUCUUUGUCGUUUAUCCGGAAAAAGACGUAUCAGAGUGACAGCUCUUCUUUAUCCCUAGUCGAUUAGGUCUUUCAACAUGUUGCCCUUUGUGGUACUGGAAUACUAGAUUCAUCUACUUCUUCAUCUAUUAUCCUUACCAACUUUCUUCAGUGACGGAUGUUAUGCAGGACA
Coffea arabica (coffee) is the source of this 877-nucleotide messenger RNA. RefSeq lists its product as uncharacterized. Lineage: Eukaryota; Viridiplantae; Streptophyta; Magnoliopsida; Gentianales; Rubiaceae. The record is from RefSeq and is a predicted model, not a curated record.